Trematomus bernacchii (emerald rockcod) is the source of this 1157-nucleotide messenger RNA. It is a transcript of the gene chmp4c, whose product is annotated as charged multivesicular body protein 4C. The transcript has 5 exons. Bases 153 to 854 code for a protein of 233 amino acids. The record is from RefSeq and is a predicted model, not a curated record. Gene Ontology annotation, biological process: vesicle budding from membrane; late endosome to vacuole transport via multivesicular body sorting pathway. NCBI's taxonomy places the organism in Eukaryota, Metazoa, Chordata, Actinopteri, Perciformes, Nototheniidae. Gene Ontology annotation, cellular component: cytoplasmic side of plasma membrane; ESCRT III complex; multivesicular body.
GUUCACUGGCUGGUUUGAAUUGAAUGCAGUCCAGCCGGAAAAUCCGCCCCAACCGACCCGUCUGAAAGAAAAGAAAAAACACUUUAAAGUAGGGCAGCGAGGCUGGGAGACACGAUUCACGAAGCUGUUAUUUAACCUCAAAAGCUGCUAAAAUGAGUAAAAUCGCGAAGUUAUUCAAAGGGAGCUCCAGCUCCGGAUCUUCCAGCUCCUCGAAGUCCAAACACAGCCGGUCCAGAGGAGGCCCUUCCCCGCAGGAGGCCAUCCACAAACUGCGGGAGACCGAGGAAAUGCUGACCAAGAAACAGGACUACCUGGAGAAGAGGAUCGAGCAGGAGCUGACGAUAGCCAAGAAGAACGGCACCAAAAACAAGAGAGCCGCCCUGCAGGCGCUGAAGAGGAAGAAGCGUCUGGAGCAGCAGCUGACGCAGAUCGACGGCACUUUGUCCACCAUCGAGUUUCAGAGAGAGGCUCUGGAGAACUCUCACACCAACACGGAGGUCCUGAAGAACAUGGGCUUCGCUGCCAAGGCCAUGAAGCAGGUCCACGAGAACAUGGACAUUGAUAAGAUAGACGAUCUGAUGCAGGACAUCACGGAGCAGCAGGACGUCGCUCGAGAAAUCAGCGACGCCAUCUCCGGACCUUUUGGAGAGACGUUUGACGAGGACGAGCUGCUGGCUGAGCUGGAGGAGCUGGAGCAGGAGGAGCUGGAGGAGAACAUGAAGAGGAUGGGAGGAUUACCCAGCGUGCCGAGCAGCAAACUGCCCUCAGCGAGACCCAGCAGUCACAGAGCGACCACUAAGAAGAGAGUUGAGGACGAGGACGACAUGCGGACGCUGGCAUCGUGGGCGACUUAAUCACGUUACCUCUCUCUCUUUUAGCUUUUAAUUAUUAAGGGGAAAUGAAGAGUGUUAUAUUGAAGCCACUUUACAGGUGAUAUCUAUCGAGGAUAAGUGAAGGAUUAACAGAGGGUAGUUUAGAUGUGUUUAUCCUCCUAGCUGUUGUUGUUGUUGUUGUUUUACAGCACGUACAAGAAGUACUUAAUUAAAAAUGAAGGUAUGAGGAAACGACUGUUGUUUUUAACUGUAAAUAAAGUCUGAUUUUUGCAUUAAUGUUGUAAAUAAACUGCUUGGAUCAAUAAACUAAUCUCUUAAAGUCUU